Spirometra erinaceieuropaei is the source of this 873-nucleotide messenger RNA. The record is from the annotation of a GenBank genome assembly. Lineage: Eukaryota; Metazoa; Platyhelminthes; Cestoda; Diphyllobothriidea; Diphyllobothriidae.
AUGGAGGAGGAGGAGGAGGAGGAGGAGGAGGAGGAGGCGAGGGUGCGGUAAAUGCGUGCAAGUCUACACUGACUAUAAACUAAUUCACGCACAAGUCACCGUGCCUGCUGCACCUUGCUGUGGAGCACACGAUGAACAUCUGCGGGCACGACGGUCGAACUGUCGUGUGUCCGUAUUGAUUUUCCAUUACAAAACGCUCGUCGCUGCGUAAAAGCCCACGACGGCGACGGCGGCCGUGAAUCACGGAUAUACUGAGCAAAUUGUGGCGGUCUACUCGGUGUGGCGAUUGCGACCGAACGCAGUUGAGUGCUUUCACCGGUCAUGACUGCACUUUUGGUUUAUCCUCGACGCGACGGCGAUCGAUAUUUUGCUCCUCAAGGAUUGACCACAGCGUGACUCAGGCGCACACUCCGAUCGCGCUCGGAGAAUACAACGCCAAAGGCCGGCUUUAUGCCUUUGGCGUCACCGUCUUCUUAGUUGCUAGUACACCCGCGGCCACAGUAAAGAUCGUCUUUAUGGCAUUAUAUUCAGGAAACUCCCUGGGUGGUAAACAGACAUGUGCAUUCCCGCCGAACUAUGCGCAGUGCCACCUGUAACGAGGGAAUGGUGGUAAUAGGGGCCUUCCAGGAGAGGAAACAGGGUGUUCUUAAGUAAAUAAAGAUGUACAAAAAUCGUAUAUUCGUCGCAUGCUUGUUUUACUGCAUAAACUUGCACUUUUUUGAAAGUUAAUUCUGGCGGGAAGGUACAUAUAUAACUUCCUGUUAUCGACCCAUCACAUCUCGACGAAACACAAUAUCCAUAUACCGUCUUUCAGUGGGGCCAAAUUAUUAUACACGUCUCACGCGACUGAAGCCGACAGAUUGUCGACACACG